AUGAAUGAUCAAUUAGCUACACUUAUAACACAACUUAAAGAACGUCGAGCAUUAACACAUCAAGAAAGAAUCAAAUCAUUAGAUAUUCGUGAUGAAAUCUGGCGAAAAUACGUCGAACUUAACAAAGGUUCAUCAUUUGAUGCAAUCGCUGCUCAACGUACUGGCUUAUGUCAAGAUAUGUGUUGUGAACGAGAACGAAUUACACGUGAAUUUCAACGUUUAUCUAAAUCAUAUGAACUUGAUCCAGAUACACGAUCUCUAAAUUAUUCACUUAUGGUUACUGAAUAUUCACGAGCAUCGGCUGAUCAAGCUAUGCCAACACCAUAUGAUCUUCGUUCAGGUCCUGCUUUAUUACAUACAAUGAAUUAUUUAAUAACAAAUAUAAUGGAUAAAUUUGAUCAAGAACGUGAACAAGGUGAUUGGUAUAAUUUUUUAUGGGAUCGUUUACGAGCUAUUCGAAAAGAAUUAACUCAACAACAUUUACGUGAUGAAAUAGCUAUUGAAAUUCUUGAACAAUGUGCACGUUUUCAUAUAUUUUGUUCAGCAUUUUUAUCAGAAUAUUCACGUGAUUUAUUUGAUCCUAAAUUAAAUGAUAAAAUGUUAAUUGAUUGUCUUAAUCAAUUACGUGAAUGUUAUUUAACACAUAAACAACAAAAUAAUAUUCAAUCAUUAAGAAAUGUUGCUGAAUUUUCAUCCUAUAUGUUAUUAAUGAAUUUAAAAGAAGAUAAUGAAACAUUAUUACGUAUUCGUCAUUUAAUACAAGAUAUAACUGAAAAAUCAGAAAUAAAUAUUGCAAUAAAUAUUUAUCGAUCAUUAUUAAUAAAUAAUACAACAAAAUUUUUUUCACUUAUUGAAAAUAAUGCUACUUUAUUACAAUCAUGUUUACUACAUCGAUAUUUUAAUGUAAUACGUUUAAAACGUCUUAAUUCACUUAUAUCAUCAGCACGUAAUAAUGAUGAAUUUCGUUUAUCAGAUAUAACAGAUAUUCUUGGAAUGGAUAAUGAUGAUGAAGCAAAAGAUUAUCUUGAACAACUUAGAUAUUCAGUAUCAAAUACAAAUCCACCAUGUUUUAUUAUACCAUCAAUAGAUAAUCAAAGUCAACAACAACCAAUUAAUAAAUUAUCUCAAAAACUAAUUAAAUCAAAAUAUAAAGGAAAUUUAAAAGAUAUUAUUACUGGACAGCCGGAUGUACCAAUUGUUGUUACUGAUUUAAAUGUUGAAGAUAGUUUUGAUAUUCAAGGAUGUUUUAUUGGAAAAUUACCUAUUGAUUCAGAUAAAUUAGCAACACUAAUUUCUCGAAAACCAUCACCAGAGCAACAACAACAACCGCAACCAAAAUCACAACCGUCAUUAUUUGUUAGACGUCCACCUUCUGAAAGUGCUCUUCGAUCAAUGGCAGCAGCAACAACAGCAAAUACAUUUUUACUUAAACCUCGAUCAACACCAUCAGAAAAUAUUUUCGUUACUGCUACAACAACAAUACCAACGCCAUCACCAUUUCGUUUUGGAGGAUUUAAUUCAAAUUCAACAUCAGUUCAAUCUACACUUUCUACAAAUCCUUUUGUUCAACCAUCUUUACCAAAAAAAAUAUUCGAUACAACAUCACAAUUUCCAUCUUCAUCUAAAUCAAUAUUUUCAGGUGCAAAUCAAGCGACAAAAGUUAUUGAACAUUUACCAUCACCUGUCGAAAUUAUUCGACCAUCUAUUCCUAUUUCAAAACCAUUACCUCAAACGCCUGAACAAAUAAUACAAUCACCACCACCACCACCGCCUAGUCGUCGAUUAUCAACCCAUUCAAUGGAUAUAUUUAUUGAUGAGUUAUAUCAACAAAUGAUUGAUCCAUUAACUCAAGAAACAAUUUGUAAUAUCUUUGAUGAAUUAAUUUCUCAAUGGAAUAAUAUAACAAGUCAAACAGUUACAAUUUUUAAUGAAUUACUUUCUGAUGAAAUUUAUUCUAUAGCUGAUGAUUAUUAUCAUAAUGUUGAAUUUCAUCAAAAAAUGUUAAAUGAUACUUUAGCUGAACAAUAUGAACGAAAACGAAAAAAAUAUUUAACAAAAAAAUAUUUUUCUAUAUGGUUAGAAAAUUCAAUUCAAGCAAAUGAAGAACGUUUAAUACUUAAUGAAUUACAAAUGAAAUAUCAUUUUUUAAAUAAUGAACAAUUAAUUGAAUUUUUAACUGGUAUACAAUUAAUGACUGAAUAUGAUUUAACAUUAGAACAAACAAAUGAUAUAUUAAAAUAUCGACGAUAUUUAAAACGAAAUCGUCUAAAAAAAAUACAUUUUUUAUCAAAUUUAUUUUUUGAAGAAUUUUUAAAAGAAGAAUUACAUAAAAUUGUUAUUGAAUCUAAUCAAGAACUGAAUUUACGUAAAAAAUUAUUAGAAAAUGCUCUUAAAAAACAAUAUAUUCAAAAACGUGAACAUUAUCUUCAAUUAAAAUAUUUUUCUCUUUGGAUUUUAAACUAUCGUCAACGAAGAAAAAUUCGUAAACAACAAUUAUUAUUAAAUAAUAAUAAUAAUAAUAAACGUACAAAUCAAUUUCUUCAAUUACGUAAUAAUAAAAAAUUAAAAGAAAAUAAUCAACAAUAUAAUACAAUAAAAAAUUCUUUCGAUCAAUUAACAACUGAUCUUAAUCAAAUUCAAUUAUUUAUAAAUAAACUUAAUUCAUAA
This is a messenger RNA of Rotaria sordida, 2667 nucleotides long. The record is from the annotation of a GenBank genome assembly. NCBI's taxonomy places the organism in Eukaryota, Metazoa, Rotifera, Eurotatoria, Philodinida, Philodinidae.